Messenger RNA from Cucurbitaria berberidis CBS 394.84, 530 nucleotides. RefSeq lists its product as uncharacterized. The transcript has a single exon. NCBI's taxonomy places the organism in Eukaryota, Fungi, Ascomycota, Dothideomycetes, Pleosporales, Cucurbitariaceae. The coding region runs from base 125 to 433 and encodes 102 amino acids. The record is from RefSeq and is a predicted model, not a curated record.
GUAAUUGUUAAUCUGCUGCAUCUUUUCGCUCUGGACGAUCCAUCUCUGUAACAACAACUACUACUACUAGGUCGCGCGGAAGGGAACUGCAUUGGGCGGGUCACAGGAAAAGUCGGCUUUCACUAUGAUAUCCCCCCUUCCAUUUUCAGUCGUCUAUUGCUUACUGCUUUUCAUGCAUGGUGUUUCGGGCUGGCUGGAUAACCAGGCUUCAUACCACUUUGGUUUCUAUCUUUGGUUUCUAUCUUUUGGUUUUGGGUUGGCAACUAGAUUUGGUUUGCUUCUAAACAGUAUCUCUAUCGGGAUCGGGACCUCACGGUCAAAAUCAGUGUGCCUUAUACCACUCUUAGUAUCAUCUUAUCAAUUUAUCAAUAUCAUUGGCUAUCGCAUCGAGCCUCUAACUUGUCCCUUCUCCUUGCUAUGGAACUAUGCUUGAGGAUCCACAGCCCCUGCAUGCUGCACACAUGGCAUCUGAGACACACGCCAGAGCCAUGGCGACUCACUCGAGUCUCGGAUGUUCAAGAAUGACUCUU